Messenger RNA from Suillus subaureus, 1053 nucleotides. RefSeq lists its product as uncharacterized. Lineage: Eukaryota; Fungi; Basidiomycota; Agaricomycetes; Boletales; Suillaceae. The transcript has 4 exons. The coding region runs from base 94 to 684 and encodes 196 amino acids. The record is from RefSeq and is a predicted model, not a curated record.
CGGGACUGUAUAUAAGAGGCACCAGUCAGGUCAAUACUUCAGCCUCGCAUUUGCGCCACGACUACUGUAUCAUUUGCCACCUCGACAAGUAUCAUGAGACCUCUUCAGAUGCCAUACAUGUUCGAGGAUCGAACAGGCCACGUAGCCGGAUCGGACUAUGAUGACAUUUACGACCGCAUGUUCCUCCGAGUAGUGCCUCAUCCACGUUCUCCUGCCAGAAACAACAACGUUUUGGCUAUCUACAACAUGGGACGCCGUUCAACUCGACACGGAGACACACGGCAUCUAGAAAGGCAGCCUUCAGCGAUACUCGAGUUUGCAGAAGGUGCUGCAGGAGGACUAGGAAAUGUCAACUUUUUCUACCCUCCUGCGCCCAGCAUGACAAUGCCGAUGAACAGAUACCUACGAAAGACGGCCUUUUUCGGAGGAUCUCUCUCCAGAAAAUUCCGGGCGAGUGAUGGCCGAGAAUACAGAUGGGAGCACCAAAGCGCAGACGGUCACGAGUGGUCGUGCAUUUCAGAAGAAAAUUACCUUGUCGCCCAUUACGAUCUUCGCCAACCACACAUGCCAGCUUAUGGCGUCUCCGGAAACACUCUGACCGUUCACGAAUCAUUUUGUCACCUUUCUAUAGACAUCAUGGCUUCACUUCUCAUCAUGCGCUACAUUGCAGAGCAUAACCUGUAAAUCCACAAACAUGUCACAUCUCAUACCUCAAAAUUGCCCACCAUCCGAGGCGAACUUAGCACUCGUGCUAACUACAUACUGUAACACAAAUCCGAAAUGGGGAUGAUUACUGAGCAGCCAGCUAUUUUACUGUCAUGGACGAUUACCUAGUGAUCAGGCAGAAUCUUCAUCGCUCCCUUUUCUUUCUUGCAAUGAACAGAAAUUGACGAUCCCCAUCCCCUGAUUUUCGUCCUCUUCGAGCCUAAUUGUUCCUUUUCAUUUACUUAUCCGCAUUUAACACCUAAGGAAGUGAACCCGGUCGAACAGACUAGUUUCCCCCACUUCACAUCUACAAAUAAGCCAGUUUGCUAUGUCAACACCGGACAAGAG